CAAUUUGCAGAAAGUGGAUGAUAGUUUCUCCGCUCGUCAGCUAAUCUGUUUACCCAUCAAGUGGAGGAAAAAAGCUUAUCAGUUUAUUUUUUAUCAUUGAUUAUUGCACAGUAAUGCACUGAACACUGCAUAUCAAACCUCCACGUCGAACACCCAGGAUGGAUUCGAAUCAAUCACAGGAACAGUCGAUGGAUUCUGCGGCAAAAAAGUCUAGCGGUCCGUUCGAGAGUCUCGGUCGAGAGGAUUUGAUAAAGAAAUGUAAGGGCCUACUGGGGAUUGCCCAGAAAGCCAAACAAGCGAAAGAUGAAUGUUUGGAGGAGAACAAGAGGUUAAAAGAGCAGUUAGUGCAAGCAGAAACUCAGAAGGUUGCCGAUAAGGAAUGUCUGAAAACUAUGCAGGAAGUUGUGGAUUCGGUCACUGGUCAAAAGCUGGAGGCCGUUAUGAAGGUGGAUGAACUGGAGAAAGCGGUAGCAGGACUUCGCAGGGAACUGGAUGGAGCUGCGCUGUUGAGAGAGCAGAUGGAAAGGACCAGCGAUGAGAGGGACGCUCUACAGAGGCAAAUUAAAAGACUAACGGAGGAAAAUGAGGAUUUGCUAGCUGAUCUAUCCUCAAUGGAGGCCAAACUUGCUGAAGGGUCUGAUCGGAUCAAGAGUUUGGAGAACGAGAAAGAGAUUAUUUCUCGGAAGCUAUUGGAACCAGCGGUCGAUCCCGCCUCGUCGGGAAAAGAAGAAAGGCUGAUCCGCAAAUUGAAACUGUAUAAAAACAAAUUGAACGAAAUAUCUGCGAAGAUAUUACUAUUAAAGUCGGAUAGGAAAAUUCUAAUGAAAACUGUUAGAGAAUAUUCGGAUCAAGUUCCAAAAUGGCAAGAAGAAUUACUGAACGCAUCCACUAUAUUGUUCACCAGGAUACGAUCACUGGAAACAGAAAACAAUGACUUGCGGGAUCUGUCCUUGAGAAAUACAGAAUAUCAAGUUGAACUUAGAGAUCAAAAUGGAAGGUUGGAUCAGGUUGCACACGAAAACAGUAAGUUGCGUGAGGAAAUUGAUAAUCUUAGAGUUUUAAACUCGGAGUACGAAUCGAAUAUAAGGAAGGAAAUUUCCAGAAACGACGAACUUCUUCAGAAACUGUCGGAAUCGAAAACGAACAACGAACAAAAUUGUCUUUUGGAACAGAAAUUCGAGCAAUUGUCCGAUGAAGUAUGUACACUUAGAAAUACAAACGAUGAGAAAGAAGCAAUUCUUGCGAAAUCUCGUGCAGAUAUGGAAGUUCUCCAGCAGCAAUGCAAUGAAUUGCAGACGACAAAUCAGAAAAUACAAUUGCAUACAUCUCAGUUAGAGCAAAAGCUACAACGUGAGACUUCAGAAAAAGAAAAACUUGGUAAAACAAUAGCUGAAUUCAAUACAAGUGAACAAAAAGACUUCACUGAGUAUCAAAUAUUGAAUAAACUUCGUGAUCAGGUCGAAGAGCUGGAACAGUCAAAACGUAAACUGGAAAUGGAAAAUGAAACACUGAAGGAGAAUAUCAAUAAACUGGAUAUCAAUUGUGCUGAAAUGCAGAAAACUUUGGACGAACUCCAGCAGAGUUACGAAGAACAAACUAAAAUGUUAGAAAAUAAAUGUGUCGAAAUAUCUUCACUGGAGCAGAUGCUCGGAUUGGAGCGCGAGAAACAUGCAGAGGCCUGUGAACGAUAUAACGAACUCGAGCAAAACCAUCAUCGGCAAGCGGAACAGAAGGAAUCUUCCGAAGAACUUACAAUGCGGUUUGAUGCGUUACAGCAGCAAUAUCUUGAGCUGGAAAACACACUGAAACAAAAGGAAGUCCAAUUUGAACAGCAGCUUUCUGAAUUGGAAUGCACUAACAAAUCCUUCAUCGAGAAGAUUUCUCUGUAUGAAAAGCAAUUGCACCUGGACUCUGAAGAACAGGAUCUACUUCGAAAAAAAAAUCGAGAAUCCAGCGUUGCCCUGGAUACCCUCCAAGGUCGGUACAAUGUUCUAACCGUGGAGAAUCAGCAGCUGCAAUUGUCGCACAAUCAACUCAGUCAAGAUCACAGCGUUUGCAGUGAAGAACUUAAUACAUUGCGUUCAAAGUUUGAACUCAUAAAGCUAGAAAACAGUGAGCUUUUGUCGGAACUGAAGGAAAUAAAUGAGAUUUUAAAAGAACGUGGAGGUGUUAUAUCGCUACAGUUGUCAAAAAUAUCCGAGUUAGAAGCCCAAAAAGCGUCCCUUCAGCAGAAGCUUAACGGACCGGACCUUGCACAGCUUAGGUCUCGUGUCCAAGAACUGGAACAAAAUUUGGCGGAGAAAGAAUCCGAAUUGAUUGCGCUGCGCGAGGGGGAUCAAAGUUUCGAUGCUCAGAGUGAUGUCAUGUCCACUUCGACAGUCUCUCGUGCCGAAGAAACGGCGCGACUGCGAGAGAUUGACGAUAGUUUCGAAGAGAAAUACAACAAACUGCGUUCGCUGGCGGUUAAGCUGAAGAAGAAAGUCGCCGAACAGACUAUUCAAUUGCAGAAGUAUGACAAGGAGCGGGAAACGAUGGGUCUGGGCAAAAAUUUGCAGUCCUUCCAGGCCGAGUACGAUAAGCUUUUGGAUCAGCUCGACGGGGAGCGGAAGAACGUGGAAAGACUGGAAACAGCGCUUUCGGGGCUUAGAGAAGAGUUGGAGCAAAAAAGGCAAGAAAUUGAGACGCUGAGUCAAAUUCGAGCGGAAAUCGAUAACAGCAAAAAAGAUAAAUCCUCCUUGGAGUGCACAAUCCGUGAGUACCGAGAGCAGCUUCAAGGUUUGAAGCGUGAAAAAGAAGCUUUCAACAUGGCGAAGAAGGAAAUAGACACGGAAAACCAGAAGCUGAAAACUGCCCUGAAGGCCAAGGAGAAGCAACUCAGUGAUGAAUUAGAAGCACAGAAAGAGUUGAAGGCGGAAGUCGAACGGUCCCGCCUAGUCGCUAAAAAAGCAAACGUGCUGAACCUUGAGAUGGAAGCAUACGAGAAGUCAUUGGCCGAGUUGAAUAAUAAACUUGAAAUCAAGAAAACGCGUGUCAAUGAGUUGGAGGGAACGCUGGAUGCACAAGAAGGCACUAUCAAAAGUUUGAAGAGUCAGAUAGCAUUGCUGGAGCAAAGUUUAAGCGCGGAAAGGGUUCACUCGCAGGAGCUGAAAAAAAAUGUGGACGUACAGCAGGAGAAGCUAAGAGUCAAUGAGCAUCAACGAGGUGAAAUGAGUAUUGAACUGGCUCAACUUAAAGUUGAUUAUAAUAAUGUCAAAUUGGAAAUUGAAUCCAAUCGUGUAGAACUCAGUUGUGCUGUGACUGAAAAAGAAAAGAUAUGCAGUGCUCUGGAGGCGGAAAAUAGCAAAUUAUUGAAACAAAUUUAUUCUCUACAGUCCACCAUCGAAGACCUUAAAAUAAAGAUGGAAGAGAAGGAGCAGGAAGUCGAGAAUGUUAAAACAGAUUACGUUAACUACAAAAUUCGCGCUCAAUCUGUGCUAAGGCAGAACCAAAACAGAGAUACUGGAAAGGAGCACGAUCUCGAAGAGGAAGUCCAGAACCUUCAAAAUUCUUUGGACGUCAAACAGGGCAACAUUGAGAGCCUGACGCAUCAACUUACAGAACUAAGCAAAUCCUAUGAAGGGUUGAAGGACGACAAAACUAGACUCCAGAAACGCUGCCAAGAUUUUCAAAGCUUACUAGAAGAGUCUAGGCUUCAAAGCGAAUCAAUACUGGAGGAAAAUAGACGUAUUAAUAUAAACCACCAGGACGCACUCAAAACACAGCGACUCCAAAAUGAAACGUUGAUAAACUGCUACAAAAAACAAAUCGAAGAGCUACAGGAAAAACAUUCCACAGAGAUUGAACGUUUGCAAUCCAUCGUGAAGCAAGCUGAUCGGAAUGUAGCAGAGGAACUCAGAAGCAACAAUCAAGUUGGACCAGUAGCGAGGACGUCAAAUCAAAUGGGACAACAUAUCUCCGACGAGCAGAAAAUCAGCCUCCUUUUGAUGACGCGCGAGGAUGGCGAGGGCUCUGAGAGUACCAACUCACAGAGUAUCGUAGUUCCACAGCGAAAAAUUUCCAACUCUAGUCAACGUACUCGCUACUCCAAUCGAGAUUUGAUCCCCUUGGAUGAACUGUUGAAUUCCUCCUUCGAUGAUACAUCCGUUUUCGAUGCGACCGAGGACCCGCCAAUUCCGAUUUCACCCACAGUGGAGUUGCAGCAAACCAAAGACCAGCUUCUGAAGUAUGAGAGUCAAAUCAGACAAGUUACGGCGUUACUAGCGGAAGCAGAACGAGAUUCGGCAAAACUAACGCAGCUGAAUGAGCUGCUGAAGGAGGAAGUCCGUCGCCAGGAGAGAUCCAUCGAGCGGGAGAAACACAUACAGAAUUCAGAAUAUUUGAAAAAUGUAAUAUUUAAGUUCUUGACGUUAAACAGUGGCGAUGAGAAACAGCAUCUUGUUCCCGUGCUGAACACGAUUUUGAAACUAAGUCCUGAAGAAACCCAAAAACUUCAUAACGUUGCUAGAGGCAACGAAGGCAGUGCACGCGGUUGGACCGGAAUUUUAUGGAAUUAGUCCUUUUCAGGCUGAAGCAUCGAGGGAAACAAGCGAGUAAGCAUUUCUGUUGUAGAGUAAACUUGUAUUUUAAAGAAGUGCACAGGUUGGAGUGGAUUAGUCAGAUCAAUGAGACUAGAAUAUUAGCAUAUAUUGAGUAUAAGUUCAUUAUUAUAAAUUAUUUUAUUAUUAUUAAAUUAUAUACAAGAAAAGUUUUAA
Messenger RNA from Toxorhynchites rutilus septentrionalis, 4751 nucleotides. RefSeq names its product GRIP and coiled-coil domain-containing protein 2 (gene GCC185). The coding region runs from base 159 to 4553 and encodes 1464 amino acids. The transcript is spliced from 5 exons. Lineage: Eukaryota; Metazoa; Arthropoda; Insecta; Diptera; Culicidae. The record is from RefSeq and is a predicted model, not a curated record.